This is a messenger RNA of Nicotiana tabacum (common tobacco), 912 nucleotides long. RefSeq lists its product as uncharacterized. Lineage: Eukaryota; Viridiplantae; Streptophyta; Magnoliopsida; Solanales; Solanaceae. The record is from RefSeq and is a predicted model, not a curated record.
UAGGCCAUUUGCCAUAAUUGUAGGGAGAAAAAUAAUAGUAGCUGUUGUUUUCCUCUUUCCGGCGCCACCUUCAAGAGGUGAUAGGGAUUUCCCAUUCCCUUGGUGCGGACUAAAAUUGGGUUGUAGCCGACUCACGCCCACUGAAUUGCGGCACUAAUCCAAUGAGUUCGCUCAUUUGUCCCAAACCUCGUCGUCUUGGGGAUCCCAUUAGCCAUUCUAACUGCCUUCCCUUGAGAAAUCAAGCUGAGACCUUUGUUUCAAAAGGUGGAGCUGAACUUAUUGAUCUCAUUCUCAAAGAGGAUGGUGUGGCUGCAGCACAAUACACAUCUGAUCUGUCAUCAUCCCCUCCUUUCUUCUCUGGUUCACCGCCUUGCAGGGCUAUGAAUCCAUUAAUCCGUGAUGCUCAUUUUACAAACGAAAAGCAACCCCGUUUUUCAUCAUCACCAAGAUCAUCUACUUCAGCUUCAUCUUCACCUUCAUCAAGUUGUAAAGGAAGGUGUUCAAGGGCAAGACUUGGGCAAACUCAAUCACCAAAUAGAAUAGAGGGCUUCGACUGCCAAAACGCUCGCAUGGCUGCCAUGGCUUAAAUCUUCCUUACUGAGCAGUAUAUAAAGUCGACAGUUCAACACUGUAUAUAGAAUAUCUGACUAGAAAACAACAACAAAAUUUUGGAGUAUAAUUAGCGAUUUGUUAGAGGGGAAAGUCCUGGUUUUUCGUUAAUAUUAUUGUGCAACGAUGUGGUUCCUGCACAUUUAUUUGAAAUAAGGUGGUUGAGAGCUGAUAAUUUUGUUUUCGGGUCUAGUCUGUAAAUGCUCUCAAUUGAUUUUGGUGCCACAAACUUUUUGACAAUUUGAAAACUUGUAGUAUUGUAUAUAUGUGAAAUUUGAAUAGGAAGUGGUGAUUUUCAUUUCA